This is a messenger RNA of Penicillium cosmopolitanum, 2214 nucleotides long. RefSeq names its product cytochrome c oxidase assembly protein. The coding region runs from base 1 to 2214 and encodes 737 amino acids. Gene Ontology annotation, molecular function: copper ion binding. Gene Ontology annotation, cellular component: mitochondrial inner membrane. The transcript is spliced from 8 exons. Lineage: Eukaryota; Fungi; Ascomycota; Eurotiomycetes; Eurotiales; Aspergillaceae. The record is from RefSeq and is a predicted model, not a curated record.
AUGGAUCCUGUCGUCCGGCUGAGUCUCCAUGACCGUCAAUUUAGGACCCGGGUUCUUCACCCUUUACUUCGCGCCUACGCAUUAGGUUAUCUCUCCGCGGUCACCCCCAAACUCAUCUCCUACGCCCGAAGACUCGGGGCAAGAAACUGGGAUACCACUCAAAAGCUACGUGAGCUGGCUCAAGUUCUAGCCGGGCCUUUGCGUAUCAACAGUUUCCCAACAUUCUGCGCUGCGUUGGUCGGUGGAUCAACCUUCCUACCGGCGCUGUUGUAUCGGAUAUGUGUCUCGAUCGUAUCCAGUCCCUCCAAGGGUGACAUUCGAUUGUCCCUACGCCUGCGCCGCUUGGUACAGUUCGUCACGGCGUUCAUCUCGGCAUGGUUUAGUUUCCAACUACUGAACAAGAACCGUGGCCUUUCACGGAAAGAUGUAAGCAGGAGAAGAGCAACAAUCAGUCAAGAGGAGGACCCUGCCAGUGUCCCAGCCAAUGCUCUCGAGCGCCCACCGCCUCCCGAGCUGGUCGGGAGGACAAUGGACCUCACUCUUUUCACGGUCACAAGAGCGGUGGACGUGGUUGCCUGUCUGGCAUGGAGUCGUUGGCGGCGCCGUCGCAGAUUACAAAAUCGCUGGACCCUGGCUGAAUCUGUGGCCCCCGGUCUCGCAGACGCUGGAGUUUUCGCCAUGAGUGCAGCCGUGGUCAUGUGGGCAUGGUUUUAUGUGCCGGAAAGGCUACCUCGAAGUUACGAGAAGUGGAUUGGAGAGGUAGCCAAGGUGGACACGCGAUUGAUCGAGGCUCUCCGUCGUGUUCGCUGGGGCACUUUCGUAUAUGGAAAGGAUACAGGCCAAGCGCCUCUUCUAGAAGCCAUGUGCAGAGACUACAACUGGCCCAUAGAAUGGGGAGACCCAGCCAAAACAGUCCCCAUUCCGUGCGAAAUGGUACACAUGGGCUGCGGCCCUAAUUGCGAGCUCCACGCAUUGUCCCGCUUUGCUAGAACCUUCAAGUUUGCUUGUGCAACCUAUAUCCCAUUGCAGAUUGUCCUGCGCUUACGGGGCUUGAAGAACCCUGCCGUCUUGACUCGGGCCAUAUCCGAGGGUGCCCAGUCAUCUGCCUUCCUCGCCUCCUUCGUGAGCCUCUUCUACUACUCCGUUUGUCUAGCCCGGACCCGACUUGGUCCCAAGAUCUUCGACCAAAAGACAGUCACCCCGCUGAUGUGGGAUUCUGGUCUUUGUGUUGGGGCAGGAUGCUUUAUGUGUGGGUGGAGUGUACUUGUUGAAAAGGCGCGGAAGCGACAAGAACUGGCAUUGUUUGUGGCACCUCGAGCUGUGUCUACGGUGCUGCCACGGUUGUAUGAGAAAAAGUAUUUUUACCGCGAGCAUAUUGCCUUUGCAACGAGCGCUGCUAUUCUUAUCACCUGCCUUCGGGAAAAGCCUCGCUUGGUCCGAGGCGUCUUCGGCCCCAUGUUCCGCUCACUAUUCCCCUCAUGGGGACGCUGUACGCUGACUGGAACUAUUCCACAGCGCUCAAUCUAUCUGCGAAAAGGUAUAUUCGAAGCAGAGAGGAGGUAUUUCUCUGGCAAUUCUCUGCUCCGCGCACCACGCAAUGACUCCGCAGCGCCGUUCAACACGCCGCAAUCGCAGCAGCGCAAUACCUCCACUAUGUAUUACACCAUCAGUAUGAUUCUCGGAACUGUCGCUCUCGCAUACGGAUCAGUUCCUCUCUACAAAAUGAUUUGCCAACAAACCGGCUGGGGCGGACAACCCAUCCUCACCCAUCGCAAUGGGGACGGCGACACUGCCGCACGCGUUACACCCGUGACGGACUCCCGACGCCUCCGUAUUACCUUCAAUGGCUCUGUUUCCGACGUCCUGCCAUGGAAGUUCACACCGCAACAACGAGAGGUGCGAGUCUUGCCGGGCGAGACCGCGCUGGCGUUCUACACUGCCGUGAACAAGGGCCCUCAGGAUAUCAUUGGAGUUGCUACGUAUAGUGUCACUCCGGGACAGGUGGCGCCUUAUUUCAGCAAGAUCCAAUGCUUCUGCUUCGAGGAGCAAAAGCUCAAUGCUGGAGAGUCGGUGGAUAUGCCUGUCUUUUUCUACAUUGAUCCCGACUUUGCAACGGAUCCGAACAUGCAGGGCAUUGAUACGAUCACACUGUCUUAUACCUUCUUUAAAGCAAGAUAUGAUGAUAAUGGCGUUUUGAAACCCAUUCAAUCAUGA